Phytophthora infestans T30-4 is the source of this 1410-nucleotide messenger RNA. RefSeq lists its product as uncharacterized. Bases 211 to 1410 code for a protein of 399 amino acids. The record is from RefSeq and is a predicted model, not a curated record. Gene Ontology annotation, cellular component: nucleus. Gene Ontology annotation, molecular function: DNA-binding transcription factor activity. NCBI's taxonomy places the organism in Eukaryota, Oomycota, Peronosporomycetes, Peronosporales, Peronosporaceae. Gene Ontology annotation, biological process: regulation of DNA-templated transcription. The transcript has 2 exons.
AUAUCCCUCAGUAAAUUGCUUCUUGAUUUCAAUUCUGCCACACCUCGACUUGCUCAAGUAGAAAGCUAAAUCCAUAAUUAAAUACCUUGCCAAAUACAUCAAUCGCUUACGUUGUUGCUUUUUAGCUGCCCUGUGCCUGCCAAAGCGACCUUCGGAUGGGGUCUCCGAUUUGCAUUACGCCAUUCCUCAACCUGGCAACACCGGACACCGAUGAAGCGUCGUCCGCUGCGCACCGCUGGUGGCUUUGGACUCUACGCGCUGUGCAUCUUCCUGUCUACCAUCACGCUGCAAGCGUUGACCACACAAUCGCCCGCGCCGUCUUCCUCGUUCCUCAGCAGCUUGAACCCCGUCGAUUCAUUGCUCUGGAGUCAGACGUCCACAAUCUCUGCCGUAGACCUGCGACUGCGCAACUUGUCAGUACACCGCGUUCGCUAUAUGGACGAACAGGCAAUCGCAGAAGAAGUAGAAGAAAGUGGCGUCCAUAAGACCCCAGUGGACUUCUUGACUACAAAGCCGCGCUCGGCCGAGGUAUCUAGCGUAGUGGUCACUUGGGAGGACCAUCCGCUGGCUGUCCAUGCGCGGGCAAAGGAUGCACGCCUAGAGGACGAAGAAGACGAAAAUUCUGCAGCUGAAGCGCAAGAUUCGACCUCAGACACGUAUUCGUAUGAGGUGCAGGUCUGGGUCACCGGAUGGGGGCUUGACGCGCUCUGGAAUGCUGCUAACAAACGGGUGAUCACGACAGAUCCGUUCUUGGUCUUGGCGGACUUGCCACUAGAGCAGGAAUUGGCCUUUCGCGUAAGGAUGAAGGCAAGGAAUGCUGAGAAUUCGCUGCUCGGGCUCUUGUUGCCGAUGGGAUUUUUCUCCAUCGAGACGGACGGACCGUGGAGUGAUGUGGCAACGCUGUGUCCUACACGCGAUGACGAGCUGGAAGCAUUAGUCACGUCUUUGACAGGCAACAAACCGUUGUUGCUUUUACUGGGGUUGUGUAUCGGAUCGAGUUGCCUUGUAGUGGCACAACUAUUUUUCCGACGGAGAGUUGCACUUGGACGACAAAGGAAACUACUGAAAUUGCAAGUGAAACGCUCUGGCAAGUCGGUGCAGGAAUUGGAGCACGAAAUUCGCAAUCUUCGUCAAGAGCUGGCGGACUCGGAGGACGAGGUGCGGCAACUCAUGCUGUUCAGCGGCUACGGCAUCGAGAUGCUGGCCUCACACGAACUGGAGCAAAUUGAACGUGUACUAAAACACACGCUGAUGCGUAUCCAGCAUCUCAAGAAUCGCGGGGCAACACCGGAACUACCGGAGAUGAGUGCCGCUGGGACUGUACACGGACAGGGUAGACGGGAUAGACCGCGACUCAAGCAGCGAGACGCUUUGCCGACGAGCCCCAUCUCCGAGCACCCGUCGUUCUGA